Molecule: messenger RNA, 372 nt
Organism: Dictyostelium discoideum AX4
Lineage: Eukaryota; Evosea; Eumycetozoa; Dictyosteliales; Dictyosteliaceae
Exons: 1
Coding region: 1-372 (123 amino acids)
Source: RefSeq, a predicted model, not a curated record
AUGUCAACAAAUAAAAAAGUUAAAACAGAUAAUAAUAAUAAAAUAUUUCAAGAUUUAAUUGAUUUUGAAAUUUUAAGAUAUUUAAUCGAUUAUUUAUUAAUCAGCAAGAAAAAUAAAAAUAAAAAUAAAAAUAAUAAUCAAUAUGAAAUUAAUAGAUUUUAUUUUAAUAGAAAUGAAAUAUUAAAUUAUAUAUUAGUUUCAAAAAAGUGGUAUAAUUUUAUAUCAUUAACAAUAUCAAAUAAUAUUAUUGAAAAAAAAUCAUUUGAACAUUUGUUAGAAAUUAAAAAUAAUAAUAAAAAAUCAUUUAUUAAAAAUUAUAAUAAUCAAAAUCAAUAUGAUAAAAAUAAUUUAAUUAUCAAGGAUCUAUAUUAG